This is a messenger RNA of Episyrphus balteatus (marmalade hoverfly), 1566 nucleotides long. RefSeq names its product proton-coupled amino acid transporter-like protein CG1139. The record is from RefSeq and is a predicted model, not a curated record. Bases 167 to 1480 code for a protein of 437 amino acids. Gene Ontology annotation, biological process: amino acid transmembrane transport. Gene Ontology annotation, molecular function: amino acid transmembrane transporter activity. Gene Ontology annotation, cellular component: vacuolar membrane. The transcript is spliced from 10 exons. NCBI's taxonomy places the organism in Eukaryota, Metazoa, Arthropoda, Insecta, Diptera, Syrphidae.
UUUUCAUUCAGUUUGUUAAAUAUUGCCUCGUGAAAGACAUAAACAUUGCGCAGUUAUUUUGGAAUACCUAAAAAUCGCGACUUGAUUCGAAAUUAAAAGUAUUCGAGAUAUCAUUAUUAACUUAUUUUGAGAGGAAGGUAAUGUUGACAUUUGAGUAAUCGACAAAAUGGGUGCCACAAAGAAAGUAGACAAAAAACUAGAAGAAAAUGAUUAUGAUCCACAUGAGCAUAGGAAUGUCAAAAUUCCUACAACAAAUACAGAAACCUUUAUUCACUUCUUAAAAGCGUCGAUCGGCACCGGAGUCUUGGCUAUGCCAAGUGCAUUUAGCAAUGCUGGAUACAUAAAUGGUUUGAUUUUAACAGCAAUUAUCGGAUCAAUCGCACUUUACUGCCUACAUCUUGUGAUUAAUUCAAUGUACGAAUUAUGCAAAAGGAAACGAAUACCAUAUUUAACUUAUCCUGAAGCUAUGACAGUAGCAUUUCAAGAAGGACCACCUGUCUUAAGGUGUUUUGCUAAAAUUGCAACGCCCUUUGUAGACGGUUUCCUCGCUUUUUAUCACUUUGGCAUCUGUUGUGUUUAUGUGGUUUUUAUAGCGGAAAGUAUUAAACAAAUCGUAGAUGAGUACCUUAUUGUCCUUGAUCUGCGGAUACAUAUGUGCUUUGUUCUGAUACCACUUUUCCUAAUAUUCAGCAUCAGGCAGCUGAAACACCUUGUACCAUUUUCAUCCUUUGCUAAUGUUUUGAUGUUUGUUGGCUUUGGUGUUGUCCUUUACUAUAUUUUCGUUCAAUUGCCACCAAUAUCGCAGAGAGAGGCAUUUACAAAAGUUACAAGGCUACCACUGUUCUUCGGAACUGUCCUAUUUUCUCUAGAAGCUGUUGGAGUGGUUAUAGCCAUUGAGCAAAAUAUGAAAACCCCAAAAGCUUAUACUGGGAAAUUUGGAAUUUUAAACCGUGGAAUGUUCAUUGUUUUGGGCUUGUACAUGGGUUUGGGAUUUUUUGGUUAUUGGAAGUAUGGUGAAGAGGCGAAAGGCAGUGUGACCCUAAAUAUACCACAGGAUGAAAUUCUUGCUCAAGUUAUCAAAAUAUUCUUCGCUGUUACAACACUAAUUUCAUAUGCACUUCAAGGAUAUGUGACAGCUGAUAUCAUUUGGAAUCAUUAUUUGAUAAAAAAGACAACAGAAAAGUCAAAUCUUGUUCUCUAUGAACUUCUCGUUAGAGCUGGAAUAGUUCUUCUUACAUUCUUAUGUGCUAUAGCUAUUCCAGAUCUAUCACUAUUUUUGUCACUGGUAGGUGCAUUUUGUUUAUCAAUUUUAGGACUUAUAUUCCCAGCAUUAUUGGAAUUAUGCUGCAGAUAUUCAACAAGUUAUGGCAAAUUUAAAUUCCAUUUAUUCAAAGAUAUAUUUCUUGUGGUAUUUGGAAUUUUCGGUGGUGUAAUUGGAACCUAUGUUAGUAUUUCAGAAAUAGUCGAAGCUUAUAAUUAGUUUUAUAAUUUAAGCUUAAUUUUAAAUGUAUUUGUAGAAAUAAUUGAAAAAAGCUAAUAAAAACAAAGUUGCUAAUUUAAACUUAA